AUGAAUCUCUCACCACUGAUGGGUUUUUUGAAUCCCGACAAUGUGAAUCGUAUGGCGGACCUUGCCGUGCAGUUGUCCACUCUUGCUGCGCGUUCGAUGGCCAAGAACGAGAAGGACGUCGCAGAGACUGUUGAAGAACCACGAGAGAUUUCGUUAGGAGCGCCUCCAUCGCAGAUACUUGGGCAAGCUGUGUCCGAUGUCACGACACAGUCGCGACUUUCCUUGUUGAAGGCGUUUGCUCCGUUGGAGCAGGGCAAUUUGCCAUCGACGCCGCCGUCAACGACGACUACAGAGGCUCCAAAACUCUUUCCAGAUUUUGGAGGGGGAUUCGGAAUGCCUAGAGGCGACAAUCCGCUAGCUAUAAAGCCCAUCAAUUCAAUGCGAAGUGAGCCGAAAUUUGAUCUCUUCUCACCCGAUGUGCGUCACUUCCCCGCGACUCAAAGUGGUGUACCCACACAUGCAGAAAAGACCGCAGUAGUGUUCCCGUCCAGCGACCUUAAGUCUGUUGGAGACACCGUCGAACUACCUCGGCCUGUCAUAUCCAAGCCAUAUAGUGCUCUCGACCAGAAUCCUUUUGUCAGGCUGGCUUCCACAUUCCUUGGAGGUGGUACUAGGCAAGGAGAUUCACUUGGAAGUGGCAACAGCAUCUCUUCUCCAAGCGCGAACCCAGAGCCGCUGGAUUUCGGCGGCAUUCGCGAUUUCUUACCAGGUGCUAACAAUAACUUUGGAUUAAAAAAAGGUCCAGGAUGUUUGCCAUUCCUCUCCGAAUUCAUGCAAGCAGCUUAUGGUGAUUGUCAAAAAGUGGCUGACGAGAAGGCAUUCGAUGCUUGGGGAGACGAGUUGAAGAGUGCCAUUUUGACAGGUCAAAUCGAUCUUCUUAAAGCAAGCCAAGAAACCUGUAAACGAGGAGCAGAACGACAGCAAUGUGGUGCUCUAAGAAAAGCAAUCUCAAAUUGCGACAUUCUCGAAUCGUUGCAAAUAGGAGCUCAACUGCAACGAGCAAUGAAACGCUGCGAAGAAGUUUCUGGCUUAGUCGAUCAGGAGAACGAAAAUAAAGAUGAUUACAAUAGUGUUGACAAGGAGACUAACAAAAAUGAAUCUGGAAAUGGUUAUUUCCGCCUUUUUUCCGACUCUUCAGCUGUCUUAACGGCUUCGUAUAGGAAUGUUCUUCUUCCUCUUCGUAUCGCCCCAACGACAACUACUUCCACUACUACUGCAUUGACACAAAAUCUGGUAACAGUCAACAGCACAGCCUCGUCAAACACAACUGCCCUCAAUCAGCAUGUUGGCCUACGAGAAACCAUUGCCACUGAACUUGGCCACUUGCGUGAUAACUACCAAGUCAUGCGAAAGGACUUCGACGUUUGGAUGAGUACGCCAUAUCAUCGAAAUGUGGUGAUUCCGUCAAUGAUUGGGGUGCUUUCUGCUAUCGUAGCUGUUGCCAUCUAUCAAAUAGUCAAAGCUGCUAUCCGAAGUUGUGCACGAAGAUUUCGUCGAUAUCGUCUAUCCCGCCUCACCUGCGAAAUCGACGGCGAUAAGAAGCGCAUGUUGCCAAAGCGCGGAGACAGCGAUGACGAAGAAGACAUAUGACUACCUAGGGCCACGAAAAGAGUGGCCAAAAAAUACAAAUUGUGAUAAGAAAUCAAAAGAUUAAUUUUACAGAGUUUUAAUAAAAGAUCAUUU
Cylicocyclus nassatus is the source of this 1683-nucleotide messenger RNA. The record is from the annotation of a GenBank genome assembly. NCBI's taxonomy places the organism in Eukaryota, Metazoa, Nematoda, Chromadorea, Rhabditida, Strongylidae.